AUGUCGCAGAGUCUUUCUCCGAAAUGCACGCCUCUCAAGCAAAACUACGAUUCGUGCUUCAAUUCGUGGUUUGAAGGCUAUUUGGAGCCUGCAGUUGCUGCAUCAAACUUGCCAGAGGCACGUGCGGCGUAUUCGAAGAAAAAGGCGGAUGAGUUCCAGGAGAAAUGUGGGAAGGUGUGGGAGGAGUACAAGUCGUGUGUUCAGGGAGCUGUGAAGGAGGCCGGGCUGGACAAGCUUCUGCAACAGGCAAGGGAAGAAAAUUCGCUCGUUGAACCUCCACAAAUGCGCACUAGCUUGCAUCUCGAGGACCUGGGUGCGACGCACAAGAAGAGGAAAAGUCUUUGA
Cyclocybe aegerita is the source of this 345-nucleotide messenger RNA. Lineage: Eukaryota; Fungi; Basidiomycota; Agaricomycetes; Agaricales; Hemipholiotaceae. The record is from the annotation of a GenBank genome assembly.